Molecule: messenger RNA, 1183 nt
Organism: Stegodyphus dumicola
Lineage: Eukaryota; Metazoa; Arthropoda; Arachnida; Araneae; Eresidae
Product: vacuolar ATPase assembly protein VMA22-like
Biological process (GO): vacuolar proton-transporting V-type ATPase complex assembly
Source: RefSeq, a predicted model, not a curated record
AGAUAUUUAUUCACUCUAUUACAGAAUUAUCUAAAAAUAGCUAUAAAAUAUAAAAUACCUAAAAGUGUUUUAAUUGAAAUAUAUUAGAAUGCGCAAAUUUUUAAAUUUUAGAAGGAAAAGGUAAUUUUUCCAAGAAACAUGAAAGCCUAAAACAACUUUAUUCUCUCUCAGAAUCAAGAUGUCUGCUCAAGAAACCGGGGAAGAGUAUUUUGGAAUUUGUAAACAGCUUGAUGAUUUGGCCAUCUGUAUACUUAAAACCUUGCAUGAGAUAAUAUCAGAACGUCAAUACUUAGAUGAUAAUUUAAGGGAGGGCUAUAUAUGUAUGGCUAAAUCACGUUAUUUAAUGAGAGGUCAGAAAAUAGAUAUACUCCAAGUAGAUACAUCAAACUUACAUGCUACAAAGAAAAUCUUUUGUGAACAUGAUACUAUUGAAAAAGUAGAAUUUUUAAAUUUCAAGAUUUUAGAAACUGAUCAAGUCAUAUUAGAUGCCAAUUGUAUGAAAUAUCGGUCUUCCCAAAUGUUGGAAAACAAACUUGGUCAAGAUUUUGAACAUUUGUCCAUUAAAAGAGGAAACAGUAAUAAUUUGACUGCAGAAAUUUCUGAGAAGGAGAAAGAAACUUCUUCUAACAACAAGGACAAGGAUCCAUUAUACUGGUUUGGUGUUUUAACUCCCGCGAGUUUAAAGAAAUGUCAAUCCCAUUUCCAACAAGCUGUAGCGACUGCAGCAAAAAUAGCAUCUUUACAAAGCCAGUUAAAGUCUUUUGCUAUUAAGUAUCGAGAACUGAGGAAAGGAAAAGAUAAUUUAAAAAAAGUCUGAAUGACAUUUAAUUUUCUAUAUUGUUUUAAUCAGAGAAAAAAGAAAUUUAAAAAGAUUUCAAAUAUUGUGCAAUUGUUAAUAGCUUCAUCCUUAUAUAUUUUCUAAGUGUAUACUUAGGAAAAUUUACUUCUAUUUAUUAUGAAAUUGUGACUUCUGAGAAGAGAACUUUCCUAUUCUGUUUUCUCUUAAUGUUUUAAAGAGCCUUUAAGGAAACUUGUACCUUUUUCGCAUUUGAGCAGCUGCUGUAUUCAAAUUUUUUUUUACAAAAUGAGUGAGAAUUGAGUGUUGGGAAGUCUUCUCAUUUUGUCUUAACAGCUGAUAUCUUAAAAUAUUUAAGUAAUAUAACUUUGUAUAGUGAUAUUUCAA